UCCGCAUAACUUUAAGCUCUCAAGAAAUAAUGGCUUCAAAUUACUGUUCCGCAACUGCCUCUUCUAUGUUUUUACUCUUCUUCUUGUUCAACUCUUCUUCUAUGGCAGCUUUGGUACAGCAACAGCCCCUUUUAUUGAAAUACCACAACGGUGACUUGUUAAAAGGCCCCAUCACCGUUAAUCUAAUUUGGUACGGAAGGUUCACUCCAAUCCAACGCUCCAUAAUCGUUGAUUUUCUGCAAUCUCUAAACUCUCUCAAAGCACCAAUACCCUCCGUUUCUUCCUGGUGGAAGACUACCGAGAAAUACAAGGGAGGUGGUUCAUCUACACUCGUCGUAGGAAAACAAAUCCUUGACGAAAAUCACUCUCUUGGAAAAUUCCUCAAGAAUUCCCAAUUAAUUUACUUGGCAUCCAAAGGUGGGCACUUAAGAGGGUCGAUUAACGUUGUUUUGACGGCAAAAGAUGUCGCCGUUAAUGGUUUUUGUAUGAAUAGAUGUGGUAGCCACGGGUCAACCCGGGGCCCGGCUCGGUUUGCCUAUGCUUGGGUGGGAAACGCGGAGGUUCAGUGCCCGGGUUACUGUGCCUGGCCCUUCCACCAGCCCGUUUACGGCCCGCAGUCACCACCUUUAGUGGCGCCUAACGGUGACGUUGGAGUUGACGGGAUGGUCAUCAACCUGGCCACGGUUUUGGCGGGAACAGUGACGAACCCGUUUAACAACGGGUAUUUUCAGGGACCGGCCACGGCACCGUUGGAGGCCGUUACUGCUUGCACAGGCGUGUUCGGGUCGGGCGCGUACCCGGGUUAUGCAGGUAACUUGUUGACGGAUAAGAUCACUGGAGCCAGUUACAAUGCGCACGGGGUGAACGGCCGUAAGUUCCUGGUCCCGGCGAUGUGGGACCCGCAAACAUCUAAGUGUUCGCCGCUCGUCUGAUUUGGAUACCGGAGAAAUAGAGAAAAUUACCCAGUGUUGAUACAUGUACAUAUGUAAAUAGACGUUUGGAGAAAGGGAAUGGGCUUGGAAUCUUUGAAGUGAGGAGGAUGAGGAGGCGUGGGGUGGGGUGGGGUAUGGGGUGUCGUUUUGUAUAAUAUGUAACAAUAAAGUUAUUUGUAUAUUCGGAGUUGACACUCCAAAUGACACUUUCCUAAUAAGAGGAGGGGCUCAACACAAUAAAAUAAUUGCGGACUUUCCUCUUGUGAGGAAAGUGUUAUUCGGGGUUGACAUUUCGAAUAUACAAAUAGCGAUGUCCUAAACCCACUUUUUCGCACGGAACAAAUGUGAGACAAUGCAACUUAGCAAAUCUGAAAAUGAUAAAGGGGGUAAUUUUGAAAAAGUA
Messenger RNA from Olea europaea var. sylvestris, 1335 nucleotides. RefSeq names its product protein EXORDIUM-like 2. Bases 30 to 932 code for a protein of 300 amino acids. The transcript has a single exon. NCBI's taxonomy places the organism in Eukaryota, Viridiplantae, Streptophyta, Magnoliopsida, Lamiales, Oleaceae. The record is from RefSeq and is a predicted model, not a curated record.